GGACUGAUCUUUUUCCCCUUGUUUCUGCAAUAUGCUUGACGAACAGGGCACUCCUCCUGUCCUUCGAUGCACCCUAUGCACUAAAACUUUCGAGAAACCUUCGACGUUGCACAGGCAUGGCUACUACUGUAGAUCUAGGCAGUUUGGUGCAAAGACUCGAGUACGAUCUUGCCAUGCAUGCGCGCAGAAUAAGACGAAAUGCGAUAAUCGACGUCCAAGAUGCUCGAGGUGUAUUUUGAAAGGUGUCGAGUGUCGAUAUCCCGAGCGCACUACCAAAGCCGAAAGACCAAAGCCUGGUAAUGGACGAGCACUUCCAUCUCCAGCCAGCACUACAGGCACACCUAGUAUGCUUUCGGACCUCGACCAAACUCAAGCCCUCCCUGAUAAAGCGACGGAAAUUCUAUCCAUCAGUGGCAGCGGUAUUGCCUUGGACCUGCCCGACGUAAUACCAAUCGCGGACAUUGACUUCGACGACCCUAGCAUCGAUCCGGGUCAGUGGAAUGACACGAUACUGGACUUUGGUGACCUGAUGGGUAUGGAUAGCGAGGGUGACGCAUCCACUUCGCCAAGUUCGAUCACAGCAGCUAGUAGUACGGAGAUCUUGUUACCACAGACACAAGCCUGGAACCAUAUUGUUUCCAUCCCGGCUCAGCCAAGCACCAAUGUUCGCUCGAUCGUACAGCGAAUACCCAUGACAAAGGGCACACAGAGAAUUGCUAGCUUGAUUUUACAUAAUCUGAAAUCGUAUCCUCGCAUGAUGCUGCAUCAGAGCAAUCCUCCACCAUUCAUCCAUCAGCAUUCGGUUUGCUUUGGUGACGAAGACGACACCCUUGGUACACUAAAUACCUGUAUGAGCCUACUGCAUAUGGCAAACAGUGGCAUGAAGGACUGUCGGAAGCUUUUUUGGAAGUACGUGCGGAUAGAGUGCGAAACUUUGAGGUCAAGAUACCAGGACCUAAACAAAUGGGAACUACUGGCAGCUAUGCAGGCUCUAUCGAUAUAUAUAAUCGUGAGGCUUGAAGAAGGAGAGACUGACAGUAACAACUGCGACGCUCUUUUAGUCGCUGCCACCAUCGUGAUUGCGAAAAGAUUCAACACUAUCUCUGCCGGCACAGCCCUUGAAUCCAGUACUACCGAAUUCGACCCUAAAGCGAUCUGGAAGGACUGGAUCUUCGAAGAGUCCCGCCGACGCCUCUGUAUAAUAUACCGCGUCGUCAACAUGCUCGUCUACUUCGAGCCUGCCGCGAUCUGCGAGCUCCAAACCGACCUCGCUAUUGCUCCGCUACCCUCGAAGAAACCCCUUUGGGAAGCAAACAAUGAAGUCACAUGGAUGCACGAGUCUGCCCCAAUGAAGAUCGACUACGGACUUGCAGCCAAUGGUGACUUGGUGGAGUUGGACAACGACGCCUUGCUUUGCGGUGAUCAGCUAUUGGUGCGCAAGUCGCCUGACUCGGGUCUACGCUCUCGCCAGGUGCGUGAAUGGGAGGAAUGGUGCUCGGGUAUGGAUGGACUUGGGUCGCUUGUGAUGCUUGCUGCUGCACUAAUCACGUAGCGCUUUGGUAUUCAGAGUUGUAUCCAGGAUUACAGAUAUCAAGCUUGCCAAGUUGAGGUGCGCCAGGCAGGAUCUCGACCCAUGAAUGGAGUCAAGAUAGCCACAUGGCUAUCAUCUUUCGGACAGGUCCUUACGCGACCUUUAAACGCAUUUCUGUGCAAUGUGAUCUGUCUACAGAGGGAUCCAAGAUCUAUUUCAAACAACGAUGUAUGCACGCCAAGUGACAUGAAUGACCGCAGGCAUACGACCUUCCAGCACUAGGCUUUCCCAUCCCUUAACCACGAACCUACACUCAUCCACCGUCCCAUCUCGUCUCUUGAUCGUUCCCUCUCAGCACAGCUCCAUAUCAUCGAAUCUUCGUCCUCGUUGCGCUCUAUACUUAGUACUGCAG
Messenger RNA from Pseudovirgaria hyperparasitica, 1943 nucleotides. RefSeq lists its product as uncharacterized. Gene Ontology annotation, molecular function: zinc ion binding; DNA-binding transcription factor activity, RNA polymerase II-specific. Gene Ontology annotation, biological process: regulation of DNA-templated transcription. The record is from RefSeq and is a predicted model, not a curated record. The coding region runs from base 32 to 1552 and encodes 506 amino acids. Lineage: Eukaryota; Fungi; Ascomycota; Dothideomycetes; Acrospermales; Acrospermaceae. The transcript is spliced from 4 exons.